Molecule: messenger RNA, 525 nt
Organism: Prunus armeniaca (apricot)
Lineage: Eukaryota; Viridiplantae; Streptophyta; Magnoliopsida; Rosales; Rosaceae
Source: the annotation of a GenBank genome assembly
AUGGACAAAAGCAAGCCUCGAGACAAUGGCAACAACUUGCAGGACAUUGAGGACACUAAGCAAUUUCUUUCCAAGAGAUUUAAGCUCAAAAACUUGAGUCAACUUAAAUAUUUCUUGGGGAUUGUGCAAGGUCAAAACAUGACAAAUGGGAGGCUACUGAAUGAUCCAUCUUCAUACAAAAGGCUUGUAGUUCAUGUAUUAAGUCAAUUCAUGGAUAAACCCCGGCAACCACACCUUGAAGCAGCGCAUAAGGUUCUUAGAUACACCAAGCAAACGCUUAGGCAAGGAAUUCUCUUACCCUCCACAGGCCAAGCACCAAUUUCUUGGAAAACGAAGAAGCAAAGCACUGUAUCUCGAUCAAGUACAGAGGCGCAGUAUCAUUCUAUGGCUACCACUUAUUGUGAGAUUACAUGGUUGAAGAACAUCUUAAAGGAUUUGAGAGUAAAUCACACACAACCAAUUAUACUCUUAUGUGACAAUCAAGCUGUUAUGCAUAUUGCUUCCAAUCCGGUAUUCCAUGAAUGA